GGGAGGGGAGGCGGUCUCUGUCUUGCGCUGUGAAGUGAAUAACGGUACAGUACAACCUUCUCCCUCCAUUCAGCCACAGCUCUGACCCAACACAGCUGCUAUCACAGAUUAUUAUUAUUAUUUUUUACUUUUUCUGUUGUUGUACCUAACGGACAAUAUCGAUUCAGUGAUUGUUCCAACCAGGGGACUAUCUUGUGGGACACAUUUGGACACUUUUACGCAUGACGACUUCGAUGACACUUCUGGGGUGACAGCAGGACCUCGUCGCGUCACGACUCAAAGCCCUGAAUCGUUCGGGAAGUUUUAAGCUAAUUGAGCCCUCGUCUGCUGAAGCCAUGUUUUCCAAAGCCACCGCCAACUUUGUUCGCGACAUUGACCCCGAAGGAAGCCUCAUCCACGUGUCCCGAGUGAAUGACUCACACAAACUGGUUCCCAUGGCGCUUGUCGUCAAACGCAAUCGCAUCUGGUUCUGGCAGAAACCGAAGUACCAUACCACAGAUUUCAGCCUCAGCGACUUGUUGCAGGGAGACAAGGGACUCAGUCCUGGUGUGUCUGAGGAAGAGUUUCUUUCCUUCGAGGGGAAGUAUUGGGACAAACUCUCAGCGAAGCUGGACACUGAGGCUAGCUCCGUCAGCGCCACACUGGAGGGGUAUGGCACCUCCAAACUGAAGUCGUGUUUUGGCAAGCUGAAGAAAGAGACUCUGGAUGUGAAGAAGCUGCUGGAAGACUCCAGCAGCAGGCUGGUUAACAUGGAGCAUGUGCUGGUGCAGCAGCUGGAGAAGCCAGCUGAGGUGCUGGCAGUGGUGAAGGAGCGCAUCUUCACCACCGACUCCUGCUCCGUCAGCCAGACCAAAAAGGAGCAGUGCCUCUUUCAGGGGGUGCUUGGUCUCAUUGGCAUGCUGGGAAGCCCUUUUAAGUUGUGUGUUAAGGAGAGAAACAAGAUUGAGGCUGACAGCGAUGUUUCCUUGAAGAUCCCCUCCGGUACAGUUGUCGCAUAUAGCGUCCUUGAGCUGGAGAUUAAGAAAAAUGGACACUAUGGUAUUUGUCUAAGACCUGGAGCAAUAGGAGGAAUUGAGGCAGACUCACCCGUGACAACGCCAUCCCAUGAUUUCUUGGACACAGUAGACGGACAACGCAAUGGGCAGAAAGCUCCAGAAACAGUACCAUUGAGUGCGUCACAAAAUGGCUCACAUGAGAUGGACCUUUCUCCUCUGGCAGAGCUGCCCGAGUCUGCUCGAUUUGCCUUGUUCAAGCGCCUCCAGGACACUCUGAGGGACAGAGGUGCUCUGUCAUACCUGCAGUGUUUGCUGGAGGACUUGUGUAGCGGUGAAACACUCGACAUGGCCGAACAUGGACAGCUAUCGGGCAGUCAGGAAAUAACGUUUUCAGCCAUACUGGACGGUUACCCUGAGGACAGCCAGGGUGGUGUACCUGCUCACCUAAUGGCUGCUCACCUGCUGGUCAGCGCCAUGGAAGAGUUGCCUGAUAAAACUCUGAGCCUCCUGGCGGGAAGCUGUCCUGAAUUCCUGGAGGCCUUCGACACACUGAUGACCAGGUUAAAGGACAGCAGCGAGCCUCUCUCCAUCCAGUGUCUUCCGGUCCUGCUGCAGGACAACCAGACCUUCCAACUUGCUGAGCAGCUGCUCAGUUCCACCAACGUGGCUUUGAGGAGAGAUGCAGACUGGCUACAGAUGGAGACAGGAAACCAAGCCGGAGUUCCCUGCGUGGUCCUCUGUCUCAGCAUACGGGGUUUGUCAAUGCUGAGCAGAGGGCUGGAGGAGUAGAGGUGUCUGCAUCUGCACUUUCUUCCAAUUUCUAUAGACUUUAUUCAAGACGUUUAUUUCUUUAUUGUAAAAUGAAUUUGGAUUAAGCUUAUUGGAGUCUGUUAUAAAACAUUU
Labrus mixtus (cuckoo wrasse) is the source of this 1898-nucleotide messenger RNA. Its product is annotated as gasdermin-E-like. Gene Ontology annotation, cellular component: cytoplasm. Gene Ontology annotation, biological process: programmed cell death. NCBI's taxonomy places the organism in Eukaryota, Metazoa, Chordata, Actinopteri, Labriformes, Labridae. The transcript is spliced from 10 exons. The coding region runs from base 336 to 1784 and encodes 482 amino acids. The record is from RefSeq and is a predicted model, not a curated record.